UAUUUGUUGCUUCCAUCCACCAAGAAACACUUUUCAUACAAAAGCAAGAUCUAUUUACUGUCACCAACACAAACCUUCAUCAUGCUUUUCUCAAGCUUCUCCGCUGCUCUCCUCCUCCUCACCUCAUCGGUCUCGGCUCUUCCCAAGAUCCCCCGCGCAACCAACCUCGACAGCCUCGCGGCCAGGUACCCCAAGAGCGAUCUCCCCGGCCCCGAUGGUCUAGAGCUCAAGUAUGUCUUGCUCGGUGUAGGCACUCAAAACUACACAUGCAACAGCGGCAACGAAACCGCCCCUCCCGGUACAACCGGUGCACUCGCCAAACUCUACGACAUCGGUACCCGUCUCAACAGAGAUCCCCUCGCCCAAUGGAAGAUUAGCUCCAUCAGCGGCCUCGCUCUCUCCCUCUCCUCCUUCGGCAACCUUCUCGAUGGCUACCUCAUGCUCGAAGGCUACAACGAAUGGAUGGGUAACCACUUCUUCACUCAGAUGGACACCACAACCUCCAUCCCAACCUUCUACCUCGACCACGCAAAGACAACGCCCUUUCCCAACGCCAUGGUCACCAAGAAGAACGCCGUCGAUGCUCCCAAGUCCGCGUGUCCUGGUACCAAGAACGAGGGUGCCGUCCAGUGGCUUCAGCUUGUUGACGAGAAGGGUUUGAGUGCUGGUGGCGUCAAUGCUGUGUACCGUCUCGAGACCGCUGGUGGAAAUAAGCCUGCGACUUGCAAGGGCCAGAAGGCCGCUUUCGAGGUCCCCUAUACGGCUCAAUACUGGGUUUACGGCACCAAGGCUUAA
Messenger RNA from Periconia digitata, 795 nucleotides. Lineage: Eukaryota; Fungi; Ascomycota; Dothideomycetes; Pleosporales; Periconiaceae. The record is from the annotation of a GenBank genome assembly.